Messenger RNA from Psammomys obesus (fat sand rat), 615 nucleotides. RefSeq names its product speckle-type POZ protein-like. NCBI's taxonomy places the organism in Eukaryota, Metazoa, Chordata, Mammalia, Rodentia, Muridae. Gene Ontology annotation, biological process: proteasome-mediated ubiquitin-dependent protein catabolic process; regulation of proteolysis. Gene Ontology annotation, molecular function: ubiquitin protein ligase binding. The record is from RefSeq and is a predicted model, not a curated record. Gene Ontology annotation, cellular component: nucleus; cytoplasm.
AUGGGCCAAGAUGUCCUCAGCCUGUGUCGACAGACAUUUGUAAUCAACAUUCUAAGGUGCUCUUUGACAGAUGAGGUAGGAGAGCUGUGGGAAAAUUCCCUCUUCACAGACUGCUGCCUCUUCAUUCAGGAAUUCUGGGCUCACAAGGCCAUCUCAGCAGCUCGCUCUCCAGUUUUCAGGGCCAUGUUUCAUCAUGACAUAGAGGAGAGGCGAAAGAACAGAGUUGAGAUCAAGGAACUGGAGCCUCAAGUCUUCAAGGAGAUGAUGGGCUUCAUUUACACAGGGAAGGCACCAAAACUCAACACCAUGGCCACUGAUGUUCUGGCAUCUGCUGACAGGUGUGGAAUGGAGCACUUGAAGGUCAUGUGUAAGGAUGCCCUCUGCAGGGACCUCUCAGUGGAGAUUGCUGCUCACAUGCUCAUCUUGGCUGACUUCCACAGUGCAGAGCAGCUGAAAAUGCAGGCACUUGAUUUCAUUACAGUUCAUGCUUCUGAGGUCUCUGAGACCUCGGGGUGGAACGUCUUGGUGGAUUUCCAUCCCCACUUGCUGGCUGAAGCAUUCCAUGCCCUGGCUUCUGCACAGAAGCCUUUCAUGAAACCACUCUCAAACCCCUGA